Molecule: messenger RNA, 1297 nt
Organism: Bradysia coprophila
Lineage: Eukaryota; Metazoa; Arthropoda; Insecta; Diptera; Sciaridae
Product: arrestin domain-containing protein 17-like
Biological process (GO): protein transport
Cellular component (GO): cytoplasm
Source: RefSeq, a predicted model, not a curated record
AACCGUUUUUUUUUAAUACCGAGAGAACCUUGAAUAUAUCGAAUGGUCGAAAUUAUAUGUGCGAGUGUUAACAAUUUGUAAACAUUCCAUCACAUAAAACCAAUAAACAGUUGGGAAAAUUUUUCGCCGAAAAUUUACAGUACAUCAUCUAUCGUCGGGUGGAAUAAAUUUCUCACCGUCGAGUCCAUAAAAUGCCAACCGAAAGUGUAAAAUGUGAUAUUUUGUUUGACUUUGAUAAUAACCAACGAGUGAUAACCGGUGGUGAAUCGCUUCGAGGUCAAGUUGUACUGACGUUUUUUAAAAGAAAAUAUUUACUGGGUAUAUUCAUGAACGUUGUGGGUAAAGCUACAAUAAAAUUUUCCAAAGGCACUGCACGAAAUAAACGCAUAUUUGCUUGGGAAGAAAUUUACAUCGACGAGGAAAUUAAUUUGGUCAAUGGAGGCGAAUUUCAACCAGAUGUGUACAGUUAUCCAUUCGAAUGUUUAUUGUCGCCAGGCUUUCCCAGUUCGGUGGAAAGUACUUAUGGACAUAUUCGAUACUAUGUCAGUGUCGUGCUGUUGAAGUCAUCUUGGACUGAUCGAACGUAUAAGAAGGAAUUUACUUUAGUUAAACCCUUGGACCUUAACCUACAUGAGUUCCUGCGGUAUCCGGUCAUAAACAAAUUUGUGGAGCGAUUCAAUCUAUGCUGUUUGUUAUGUUGCUUUAAAACUGAUCCGUUAUUCGUAACUGCCGUUAUUCCACACAGUGGAUUCGUGCCGAAUCAAGUUAUUCAGCUGAGGAUACAAGUGAUUAACGAAAGCGAUCAACCGAUUGAGAAAUUUUCCGUUAAACUCAUACAGUUCUUCGAGUAUACAGACCGACACAGUAAUGUCCGAGGGAAAAUCAAAGAAAAUGCCCUGGUUGAAAAGGGUUUCACUAGUCCUUUUGAAAGAGUCGAAGUUUACAAUGUGGACAUACAAGUGCCCAGUAAUGUGCCACCAUCGGAUAGUACCUCAAGUAAAGUGCUCAAGUUAUCCUACAAAUUGCGGGUACAUGGUGUCGUUGACAAUACAUGUCGAAGUGAUGUUUUCCUAGAAAUUCCGAUAAUAAUUGGCACUGUGCCUCUGCGUUUCGCUCGUCCGGCUGAAACGAGACUAGCAGCUAGGCAGUUACAAGCACAAGAGCAAGAUAACGAUUACAAUUCUGAGACAUCAUUGAUUCCUGAUGCUGGGAAUGCAUCAGGAGAAUUAGAUCCGCCGACUUAUGAUGAAGCUGUAAUUAUGUAGUUGAUCAAUAAAGGAAUACACGAAGUGAAGAA